This is a messenger RNA of Colius striatus (speckled mousebird), 210 nucleotides long. RefSeq names its product guanine nucleotide-binding protein G(I)/G(S)/G(O) subunit gamma-T2. The transcript has 2 exons. Gene Ontology annotation, cellular component: heterotrimeric G-protein complex. Gene Ontology annotation, biological process: G protein-coupled receptor signaling pathway. The record is from RefSeq and is a predicted model, not a curated record. The coding region runs from base 1 to 210 and encodes 69 amino acids. Gene Ontology annotation, molecular function: G-protein beta-subunit binding. Lineage: Eukaryota; Metazoa; Chordata; Aves; Coliiformes; Coliidae.
AUGGCUCAGGAUAUGACAGAGAAAGAACUGCUGAAGAUGGAGCUGGAUCAGUUGAAGAAGGAGGUGAAGAACAAGAGGCAAAUGAUCUCUAAGACUGGCAAAGAGCUCAAGGAGUACAUCGAGUCCAUGGCGGGUGAGGAUCCACUGCUGAAAGGGGUCCCUGAGGAUAAGAACCCCUUUAAGGAGAAGGGUGGCUGUACAAUAAGCUGA